AUGGAAAUUGGAAGUGAGCGGGUUGUUCCGAUGCGUUUAGUUGCGAAUUGGGAAACUGAUCGGGCAUCUACGAGUGCUGUUCAAAGGUUGUUUAUUGUUCUCAUUGAAAGUAGUGAUCCUAGCAAGUAUGAUGACUUAAAGAGAGGAAGACAAAAGGGUUUUAACAUGCCGUUUUGUCGCUUGAAGGAGCUCUCUGGCGUUUUCUUUUCUCUUCCAGAGUGGCAGGGAAGAUAUAUGUUGGCAGACUCAGACAAUAAGGGUGUCAGGUGGGUAUUGAUUGAAGUAAUUGAUAUAUACCCACAUUUCUUGAAAAGAAAAGGAAAUAUCCUCCAGAUUCUUUUACAGCGAAGAAAGCGGUAUAAAAAUCGCCAAAUACCCGGAUACAAGACACUUGCUCUUGGUUCUGUGAACCUCUCGGAAGUGUUGCAGAACGGAAACCUCAAAGAAAUCCUGUUGUUUGAUCCUGAUUACGAGAAAGAAGAGCGUCCAUCUAGUUCACCAAUCGGUCGCAUUUUGGUUUCUUCUUGUCAAAGUUUGGCUUUGGAACUUGAAAACGAAGUAAAUGCUCAGAGAGUAAAAGGGAAGGAAGUGGAGAGUGAAGAGGAAGAGGGGACAUCCUCUGAAGUACAGGAUACUGAUAAUGACCAGGAUAUUGGGUCUGAUUCUGGUAGGAAACACAGGUUAAAAAUGAGGAAUAAUCAGGACCGGAAGUGGGCACAGAGGAAGAAUUUGAAACAGAAAUUUGUUUCUUUGCUGAAGAAAUUCAAGGUGUCAGAAGAAGACGUUGGUGGCUCUCCCACCAGAGUUGAAAAUGGGCCUUCAACAGCUAAGCAAUUAGAGGAACUUUUUGAAGAAUUAGAAGGUUUAUCAGAUUCAGGGCCAGAAAUGGUUGGUGACAAUCUAAGCAUGGUCAGUAAUCCUCGGCCAGGGCUGACACCUUAUUUCCCGACAGCAUCGAGGGAAGUUCUUCCGUGUAUAAAAGACCGAAGGUCUGAUGAAAGUGAUGAGGAUUGGAGCUCAGAAGUGGAGAACGUUAUGGAUAGCUUUGGCCCUUUGCCGCGGCUGGGAAAGAGUACAGAAGGAUCUCAAAUAUCUACCCCUCGCAACCAGAGAAUCAGUGCAGAGAUGGGGAAAAGCAGUCCACCAAUUGCUGUCGCAGAUCAAGCAGGAGCUGCUUUUGGUGUUGGAGACAUGUCUGUUUCGGAUAUGAAACACCAGUUUUCUAAGUUUAAGCAAAUGUCUGAAGAUACAUCUCCUCGAAGCGUUGUGUUCUCUGAACGACUAUCUGCUGCUCUUCGUGACGUUGAAAAAUGGCCGUUUAGCUUCCGACUGUGUUUAUGUUCUCCUUCAAAUUUGCAUAUUUUAUCUGCUUUAGAACCGACAUAUAAAAUAGUUGAUUGUACAACUUUCAACGACUGCCGUAUCCUGAUUACUGCAGUUGUUGCAAAAAUUCAGAAGUUUUGCAAUAAUUCAUCUGCUACACCGCCCUCUACCACACUUUUCGUUGUUGGUUACGAGAAAUUGAUACAUAAUGUCUUACGUGCCUACGUCGAAUCGUUGCAGACGAAAUCAGCUGAAUGGAUUAAUUUCUUGAGAUUUUGUGUGGUGCCUCCUCCUAAAAGUUCUCUCUCAAGUUUAAUUGGACUUUGUACGGAAAGUCAUUGGCCAUCGAAGGAUUCAACAGAGCGUCAUGGAAAUGAGCCCUUUCUGGAUGACUUGAGAUGUAAGAUGGAUGCCCUUGCUAGCGGUAAUGUCAUUAGAUUACCCAUUGGCGAAGCAAUGUUGCAGCUCUGCAAAAAACCGUCAGUUAAUGAUAGUGACUCGCAGAUUUUUGUACCUUUUUUGGCUGAAGUCAAAGUGGGUCAGUUUGAUGAAGAUUCAGAUUCCUUAGCAGUUAACCGAUUUCAGGAGGAAACUCAGAACUUGUUUGCUUCAUCGACAGUGCCAUCUCACGCGUCUCCUCCGCUUUCACCUCAUGGAUCACAGAGGUCUUCGGACCUACAGGAGUUGCAAAUUGAUUAUUGGGUGCCAACAUACGUAAAUGUAAAUAUUUUGAGUUUUUUAAAAAUUGGAGGGAGUGUGUUAAAUGUGAAAAACGAAGUGGGGAAUAACAGUUCGUUGAAUACUAGUGGAGGUUUCUCACCGAUGAAUUCCGCACCAAAACGGGAUACACAUUUGGUAAAGAAUUCGAUACGUUCAACAUUUCGUUCAUUUUCGAUUCUCCGGAGUAGUUCUUCUGAUGCGCUAUUUCUAAACUUUAUUAAAGAAAAGAAGAGAGAGAAGAUGUUUCAGAAACUAGGAAUGAAAAAAGGACAGAAGGCUGAUCUUGAGUCUCCAACUGUCAUCAGUUCUGUAAACAACGUAACCCGUCUUAUUUGCAGUGGGAAACACCUUUUGUCCGUUUGCAUCGAUGGCAGUUUGUGGACUGGUGUUCGUUUCUUCCAAGCAUCAGUGCAGUGGCAAACUCAUGUGAAGUACUUCCCUGUUUGUCUACCUUCAGAGGACCAGAUACGUCGAUAUUGA
Messenger RNA from Enterobius vermicularis (human pinworm), 2523 nucleotides. The record is from the annotation of a GenBank genome assembly. NCBI's taxonomy places the organism in Eukaryota, Metazoa, Nematoda, Chromadorea, Rhabditida, Oxyuridae.